This is a messenger RNA of Apodemus sylvaticus (European woodmouse), 2535 nucleotides long. It is a transcript of the gene Igfals, whose product is annotated as insulin like growth factor binding protein acid labile subunit. Gene Ontology annotation, molecular function: protein binding. NCBI's taxonomy places the organism in Eukaryota, Metazoa, Chordata, Mammalia, Rodentia, Muridae. Bases 463 to 2274 code for a protein of 603 amino acids. The record is from RefSeq and is a predicted model, not a curated record. The transcript is spliced from 2 exons. Gene Ontology annotation, cellular component: extracellular matrix.
AGAAACCCCAGGUCUGAGAGCAUUUGACAAGUAUAGGCAAGACCUUAGAAAAUGGCAAAACUGUUUAACCCUGACACAGCCACCUUGCUUAGUACAGGGAGAGGGGGGAUUCCCAGGAACCAUGGAGCUGCCCUCACCUUAGCUGAACCUACUGGGAGACAGGGCCCCCUACAUCAACCUUGAGCACCAAUCCUACUCCACCAAGCGUCUCCCUCCAACACCAGCAGGGGUGGCUCCCGAGGGAGACUUUGGGACAAAGUGCCCCUCCCCUGCACCACCCGCAUCCAGGAGAGCUGCUGUUGAGACUUGCUGCCCAGCACGAGAGGGUUAAAGGAGUCGGAGAGUGGGGCAGGGCCAGCCGAGGGCUGCCAGCUCCAGGCAGUGGGGAAAUCCACAGGGCAGCAGCCUGCUGUAGACUGCCCUCGCUCCCUGCUGCCUACAGUCAGCUCUGUACAAGGAACAAUGGCCCUGAGGACAGGAGGCCCAGCCCUGGUGGUGCUUCUGGCUUUCUGGGUGGCACUGGGCCCCUGUUACCUGCAGGGGACAGAUCCGGGAGCAUCAGCAGAUGCCGAGGACCCCCACUGCCCUGUCACCUGUACCUGCAGCUGCGACGACUACACAGAUGAGCUCAGCGUCUUUUGCAGUUCAAGGAACCUCACAUGGCUGCCAGAUGGGAUCCCAGUCAGCGCCAGGGCCCUGUGGCUUGACGGCAACAACCUCUCCUCCAUCCCCUCAGCAGCCCUCCAGAACCUGUCCAGCCUGAGCUUUCUCAACCUGCAGGGCAGCUGGCUGAAGAGCCUAGAGCCACAGGCACUGCUGGGCCUGCAGAGCCUCUACCACCUGCACCUGGAGCGGAACUUGCUCCGGGGCCUAGCUGUGGGCUUGUUCAUACACACACCACGUCUGGCUUCACUCAGCCUGAGCAACAACCGCCUGGGUCGGCUGGAAGAAGGGCUGUUCCAGGGCCUCAGUCAUCUGUGGGACCUCAACCUGGGCUGGAACAGCCUGGUGGUCCUGCCUGACACUGUGUUCCAGGGCCUGGGCAACCUCCGUGAGCUGGUGCUGGCGGGCAACAAGCUGACUUACCUCCAGCCCGCGCUCUUCUGUGGCUUGGGAGAGCUGCGGGAGCUGGAUCUGAGCAGGAACGCACUCCGCAGCAUCAAAGCUAAUGUCUUUACACAUCUGCCCAGGCUGCAGAAGCUGUACCUGGACCGCAACCUCAUUACAGCUGUGGCCCCCCGUGCCUUCCUGGGCAUGAAGGCACUGCGUUGGCUGGACUUGUCGCACAAUCGUGUGGCUGGCCUCCUGGAGGACACCUUCCCAGGCCUCCUGGGUCUGCAUGUCCUGCGCCUAGCACACAACGCCAUCACCAGCUUGCGGCCGCGUACUUUCAAAGACCUACACUUCCUAGAAGAACUGCAACUCAGCCACAAUCGUAUCAGGCAGCUAGGUGAGAAGACAUUUGAGGGUCUGGGGCAGCUAGAGGUACUGACGCUCAAUGACAAUCAGAUUCAGGAGGUCAAGGUGGGAGCCUUCUUCGGCCUCUUUAAUGUGGCUGUCAUGAAUCUCUCGGGCAACUGUCUGCGGAGCCUCCCGGAGCGGGUGUUCCAGGGCCUGGGCAAGCUGCACAGCCUGCAUCUGGAGCACAGCUGCCUGGGCCGCAUCCGCCCGCACACCUUCGCUGGCCUCUCCAGGCUGCGCAGGCUCUUCCUCAGGGACAACGGCAUUUCCAGCAUUGAAGAACAGAGCCUGGCAGGGCUCUCAGAGCUCCUGGAGCUCGAUCUUACCACCAACCAGCUCACACACCUGCCCCGCCAGCUUUUCCAGGGCCUUGGCCAGCUGGAGUAUCUGCUUCUCUCAUACAACCAACUGACAGUGUUAUCUGAGGAUGUCCUGGGCCCUCUGCAGCGGGCCUUCUGGUUGGACAUCUCACACAACCGCCUGGAGACACUGGCUGAAGGCCUUUUCUCACCUCUUGGGCGGCUUCGCUACCUCAGCCUCAGGAAUAACUCCCUGCAGACCUUUUCGCCACAGCCCGGCCUGGAGCGCCUGUGGCUUGAUGCCAACCCCUGGGACUGCAGCUGCCCCCUCAAGGCACUUCGUGACUUCGCCCUGCAGAACCCUAGCGUUGUUCCCCGCUUUGUUCAGACUGUCUGUGAGGGAGAUGACUGCCAGUCGGUGUACACCUACAACAACAUCACUUGUGCUGGCCCCGCCAACGUCUCGGGUCUGGACCUGCGAGACAUUAGUGAAACACAUUUUGUGCACUGCUGACCAGGCUGCUUACAGGCCUGGUCUGGCCGAACACUGCCUCAUGGCCAGGAAAGCAUGUCAUUGUUACCAGAAUAAGCUGGCUCUCCAGUACUCACUCAUCUCCUGGCUGCAGAGCACUACUGGAAGCUAUGUGGCCUAACACAGGCCCAAGGGCCCAGCGGAGGGAGGUGCUCAGCAGCACCCCCUGCUGACCACAAUUAAAAGCAAAUACUAAGCACAGCGUGUGACCUAGAGUGUGAACCUGGGGAGCCUCCCUGCCCU